CCCUGGGCACGGAUGGCGAAAUGCAAGGCAUAGAGCGCAUCCGCACAGCCCUGGGCGCACACAUGUGGCCGGGGCUGACACUCAAGGCGCAAUGGGGGGCGCGGGGUGCCCCCAUGCAGGGCCUCUCGCAGCUCAUGGGACUGGCGGGCAGCCAUGCAUCACACGUACAUGAAGACCAACCCGACUCACCGCAUUCGUCCUCGGCAUCAGACCACAGCACCGACAGCGAUGACAGCGACCCGGCCUCCUUGGACCCAACGCACUUCCCCUACCACCGCCUUGACGACGCUCCUGACCCCGCUAUUCCCCACUCGCCUCCCGCACACCCCUCCCUCGCCUCUGCUCCCUGCGCUAAUUCUGCCGGCGAUGGGUCUGUGCCUGCUGGUGACGCUCCCAGUGCUCCUGCUGCUGAUGCUGUUUGGGAUGGUGCUGUUGCUGGUGUUGGUGCUGGUGGUGAUGGGAAGGAGGAGGAACGGAAGGAGAAAGAGGAGGGGAACGAGGCGGAUGAGGAUUUCGGGCCUGACAAGCACGAGGGGGUGCACCCAUUUGGCCACGGGGAUGCUGACGAGGCGAGGGCGGACAUGGACGGCAUGGAGCGUCUGUUUCUGCAGGUGGCAUCGGUGCGCAGCAGCCUGCAGAAUGCCCCUGAUGCCGUGCGCCGCGACACGGCCGCCCGGCUGGCCAUGCAGAUUGCACAGAUGAUGGGGGGUGAUGAUGAUGAUGCGUGGGAGUGA
Messenger RNA from Closterium sp. Naga37s-1, 734 nucleotides. NCBI's taxonomy places the organism in Eukaryota, Viridiplantae, Streptophyta, Zygnematophyceae, Desmidiales, Closteriaceae. The record is from the annotation of a GenBank genome assembly.